GGGGGCCGGUCCUGCCUCGCGCGCCGAAGAGGUUGAACCAUCCUCGAAUAACUCAGCCAAAAAAGCUGUGGAUGUCGACCUCUCGUUUCUGGCUCCGAGAAAGCGAAGCUCAGUACAGGAGGUGGAGGAUGAACUCGAUAAUUUCAUCGUGCCAGCACGACGCCCGGAUCCUGAUGCUGGUGGUGGUUCUAGUACAAGCAAAGCAAAACCAAAAGCGAACACGAGC
Messenger RNA from Amoebophrya sp. A120, 226 nucleotides. Lineage: Eukaryota; Dinophyceae; Syndiniales; Amoebophryaceae. The record is from the annotation of a GenBank genome assembly.